Molecule: messenger RNA, 420 nt
Organism: Staurois parvus
Lineage: Eukaryota; Metazoa; Chordata; Amphibia; Anura; Ranidae
Source: the annotation of a GenBank genome assembly
AUGGCGAAAAUAUUUUCUCCUUUUCUUCCCACUGGUACAGCUCUUUCAUUUGUAAAAGGAGUCGCUAGAAGUGGCAACAAAAUCUAUAUUGUAAAUGGAGUUCAAACUUCUUGGUCCGAGGCCAGAGCCAUCUGUGCCAAUGGUGGAGGUCAGUUGGCCGUACCCCGGACUUAUGAAGAAAACCAAGCCAUCUUCUUCCUCCGCAAGCAGGUCAAUCAGCACACAUUCAUGGGUAUAAACGACAUACAGAAAGAGGGUGAUUUUCGAGACCUGUCUGGAGAAGCCAUCAAAUACUUCAAUUGGCUCCCCAGUGAACCCAACAAUGUUGCUGGCAAUGAGAAUUGCGUGGAAAUGUGGGAGGAAGGAAAGUGGAAUGAUGAGAAUUGUGCACGAGCACGGCUUUUUGUUUGUGAGUUUUAA